GCUUGAGCUUGCACGGGUCGGCUGGCGGCUCAUAUCACUCUAAAAUUACAAGUACGGUUUGGUUCCAAGUAUCUGAUAGUGCAGUGAAUUUAUUGUACGAGAUUUACAUCUCAAGUAUACUGGGAUAACCAAAACAAAAAAUUAUAACCAAUCACGUCGUAGCUACCUCCACACGUAAAUUCAAUAUCUUUUCGUGAUUGGUUAUUUGAAACGUCAAUUCAGCGCCACCCCGACCUUAUAAAUAACAGUGCGGGCGCACGCCGGGUCUCUUUUCCACAGUAUUAUUAUAGAGGAACUUUGUCGUGUUAUUUUAGUGAGCUAACUCGAAAUUCAGGAUGCCGGAAACCUCAAAAAUGAAUGGAUAUGCUAAAACUAAUGGUCACAGCUACGAUAUGGAGGAUGGAUCAGUGUUUUUAUUCACAUCAGAAUCUGUCGGCGAAGGCCAUCCAGACAAAAUGUGUGACCAAAUAAGUGAUGCUAUCCUUGAUGCGCAUUUAAUGCAAGAUCCCAAUGCAAAGGUUGCAUGCGAAACUGUAACUAAAACUGGCAUGAUUUUAUUAUGUGGUGAAAUAACAUCCAAGGCCAAUGUUGACUACCAAAAGGUUGUUAGAGACACAGUAAAGCAUAUUGGAUACGAUGACUCUUCCAAAGGUUUUGAUUGGCGUACACUCAAUUUAUUGGUGGCUAUCGAGCAGCAAAGCCCGAACAUAGCUGACGGGGUUUAUGUCGACAGAGAGGAAAAUGAUAUAGGGGCCGGAGACCAGGGUUUGAUGUUUGGAUAUGCUACGGAUGAAACUGAAGAAUGUAUGCCAUUGACAGUUGUGCUUGCCCACAAACUUAACCUGAAAAUAGCUGAGCUCAGGCGCAAUGGCGAAUUUUGGUGGGCCAGACCCGACUCAAAGACACAGGUGACCUGCGAGUAUGUGUUUGCGGGAGGUGCUACAGUCCCUCAGCGAGUACACACUGUUGUUGUUUCACUCCAGCACUCUGAGAAGAUCACACUGGAAACAUUGAGGGACGAAAUCAGAGAGAAGGUCAUAAAGGAAGUUAUUCCAGCUCAAUACCUCGACGAAAAAACUGUUAUACACAUCAACCCCUGUGGAAACUUUAUCAUCGGAGGACCUCAGUCUGACGCCGGUCUGACGGGCCGCAAGAUCAUCGUGGACACGUACGGGGGGUGGGGCGCGCACGGGGGCGGCGCCUUCUCCGGCAAGGACUUCACCAAGGUGGACCGCUCGGCCGCGUACGCCGCGCGCUGGGUCGCCAAGUCGCUGGUGCGUGCGGGGCUCUGCCGCCGCUGCAUGGUGCAGGUCGCAUAUGCUAUUGGUGUAGCGGAACCACUCUCAAUCACAGUCUUCGACUAUGGCACUUCACACAAGACACAGCAGCAACUUUUGGCCAUUGUUCAGAAAAACUUUGACCUUAGGCCGGGAAAAAUCGUCAAAGAGUUGAACCUCCGAGCGCCCAUCUAUCAGAGAACCAGCACCUAUGGUCACUUCGGUCGAGAGGGAUUCCCAUGGGAGAACCCGAAGCCCCUCAACGUAGAUUGACUUGAAGUUUGAGCACUUAGUUUAUUGUAAAUAGUCACGAGUAUAUUUCGAACACUUAUCUAUGUGUGUCUAUGUAGCGGGAGCGCAGAGAUAUCGCUGUCUCUCUAUAGGUUAAUUUAUAUUAAUGCCAUUUCGCAACUAGGCGGAGUGUUUAACACGAAGCGAAACUUCUAUGUUUUAAGUAUUCAUUAGAUUAGGUGUAACGGGUGCCGUCAUAUCUGAAUUUGAGUUAGUUCAUGUCCCAGUGUAUUAAUGAAAUUUCGAAACCUGUUUUAUGUAUUUAUUAUUCGAUUUAUUUAUUUUCAUCUGUGAUUUAUAAUUCAUAUUCAGUUCCCGGAAUAAAAUGCGAUGGAUUUAAUUUAUGAUAUUAUGUAAUUCCUUAUAUUUUAUUACUGAACUGCCAACAAUCUCAAAUGUUUUUAAUAAGCUUAGUGAAAUGUAAGCGCUUAUAUAGACAUGGGUUUCUGCUUCUUUGGACAUGUCACAGUGGAACGAGCGAGCGAGGAGCGAUCUUCGCUUUCCCGUGAAGCUGCAAAUAUAGUACUGUUGAGACAAAUAUGACAAUUUUCUCUUUGCGAGGACCCGUUUUGACUCUUCGUUGUUGGGUUAGUAUUUUUUGUCUCACAACAGUAUAAUUUGUGUUGUGUUUCCGAAAAGGAUAUAAUGUGGAAAAGAGCCAUUUUGAAAACACACCGACACGUCCAAAGCAGUAGUAUGCUGUGCAUUUAAAUAAAAAUAUUGUAACGAUCGACGACAUUAGAGACGUAGACGCUUCGUCGAAGUAAGUUCAUUUAGAGUUGUAACUUCGGUAGGAUGGAUAGGUACCUAAAAUUUUUCAAUUCGUUAUAGAUUGAAAUAAGUGAAUUUUCAAUUUUGUCAGAAUGUGAAGUUUUAAACUAAUAUUAAAUUGUGUUUUCCCGGCGCAUUAUCGGGAACAAAA
This is a messenger RNA of Aricia agestis (brown argus), 2490 nucleotides long. RefSeq names its product S-adenosylmethionine synthase (gene Sam-S). Gene Ontology annotation, cellular component: cytosol. The record is from RefSeq and is a predicted model, not a curated record. Gene Ontology annotation, molecular function: ATP binding; methionine adenosyltransferase activity. Gene Ontology annotation, biological process: S-adenosylmethionine biosynthetic process. NCBI's taxonomy places the organism in Eukaryota, Metazoa, Arthropoda, Insecta, Lepidoptera, Lycaenidae. Bases 336 to 1550 code for a protein of 404 amino acids. The transcript has 11 exons.